Salarias fasciatus (jewelled blenny) is the source of this 1808-nucleotide messenger RNA. RefSeq names its product v-fos FBJ murine osteosarcoma viral oncogene homolog Ab (gene fosab). Gene Ontology annotation, biological process: regulation of transcription by RNA polymerase II. The coding region runs from base 164 to 1300 and encodes 378 amino acids. Gene Ontology annotation, molecular function: RNA polymerase II cis-regulatory region sequence-specific DNA binding; DNA-binding transcription factor activity, RNA polymerase II-specific. The transcript has 4 exons. The record is from RefSeq and is a predicted model, not a curated record. Lineage: Eukaryota; Metazoa; Chordata; Actinopteri; Blenniiformes; Blenniidae. Gene Ontology annotation, cellular component: nucleus.
CUAACUUUCAGUAGCAGAUCAGCGACGACAGGGAAACCGGCUGGAGCAGCGCUUUGACACUUUCUCACAGCCCGACUAAAAGGGAUUUCCUCCAUCUCAAGUUCACAUUUUCGUCUCAGUGAACUUUGUUUGGAUCUUCCUGCUUCUUUGUUUUUGGGAAACCAUGAUGUUCACGACUUUCAACGCGGAGUGCGAUUCGUCCUCCCGCUGCAGCACAGCCUCGCCGUCCGCUGAUAAUCUGGGUUAUUAUCCAUCCCCAGCGGACUCUUACUCCAGCAUGGGAUCUCCCCAAUCUCAGGAUUUCACCGACCUGACAGCAGUAAGUGCCUCCUUCAUCCCAACUGUCACAGCCAUCUCCAAAAGCCCGGAUUUGCAGUGGAUGGUGCAGCCUUUGAUCUCCUCGGUGGCCCCUUCUCACAGAGCUCACCCAUACAGCUCUAACCUCAACGCUGCCUACUCAAGACCAGCCAUGAAGUCUGCAGCAUCCAGGGCUCACAUGUCUACAAAGAGAGGCAGAAUGGAUCAGAUUUCUCCUGAGGAGGAAGAGAAGAAAAGAAUUCGCAGAGAGAGAAACAAGCAGGCAGCCGCUAAAUGCCGCAACAGGAGGCGCGAGCUCACAGACACACUCCAAGCUGAAACUGAUAAGCUGGAGGAUGAGAAGUCCAGCCUGCAGAAUGAUAUUGCCAAUCUGCUGAAGGAGAAGGAAAGGCUUGAGUUCAUUCUGGCUGCUCACCAACCCAUCUGCAAAAUCCCUUCUGAGCUGGACACAGACUUCCCCGUGGCCUCAAUUUCUCCCGCCCGCCCCUGCCUCUCAACCUCCCAGCCACAGACCGCCGUCCCAGAGACCUCUCCGGUCACUUCCAGCCAGCCAGCCUUCACCUCCACCUCCAACUCCAUCUUCUCCAGCGUCGCCCCCAUCCUCUCCACCGCCACCGUCUCCGGCAGCACAGUCAAGAUGACAGACCUGGAGGCCUCUGUCCUGGAGGAGUCUCUGGAUCUGCUCGCAAAGACGGAGAUGGAGAGCGCGCGGUCCGUGCCCGAGGUGGACCUGUCCAGCUCCCUCUACACGACCCAGGACUGGGAACCCCUUCAUGCCACGGCCGGGACCAAUGACUUCGAGCCCCUGUGCACGCCAGUGGUGACCUGCACCCCAGCCUGCACUACCUACACGUCUUCAUUCGUUUUCACCUUCCCAGAAGCAGACACCUUUCCCACGUGCGGCAUCGCCCACAGGAGAGAAAGCAGCAGCAACGACCAGUCCUCCGACUCCCUCAGCUCACCAACACUGCUUGCCCUCUAAAGACUCUUCCAAAAACAAAUCUUCCUUAUUAAGCACAUUUUCUUCAUGCAUAAGACAGAUGUGCAGAUCACAGGGCUAUGGAAAGGACUUGUACCAAGACGCAAAUUAUUUAUGGAUUCAUUUGCCUUUUAUAUAUACUUGCCUGUUACACCGAUGUAGCAAGUUAAAAAAAGCAUGUUUCAACUAAUACCACCUUAGUCGUAUUCUGAGUUCCUUUAAGAUUUUACGGUGCUAGAUGACAAGAUCCGUUGUACAUUGAUAUGUGUUCAGAGCAAUAGCCAUUAUUUACCUAGUUUGUUUUCUGGUUAAUGGAAUGUGACAGUUCUUGUGAAUUAUUUGUGAAACUCUAAAAACUGACGUGCUUUGUCUUAACCAUGGUCUGAGUGGUCCAGUAUGAAGUUUUCUGUGAAAACAUUAGUGGUUUUAAUUUAUGAGAUUUCAAUUUAUUUUUUUAAGAAGUAUGCUGUUUGCAAGAUAUGUAAAUAAAAGAUAGUGAUAUUUAAAUUCA